GGUUGAGAGUGAUGGUCAAGAUAGGGGUGAGUAAAAUGGUGAUGAUUAGGGUUGAGUGACUGUGAGGGUAGCUGUGAGUGUGCUGGGGUGGAUAGGGGGGAGUGAUGGUGACGGUAGUGGUGAGUGUGGUGAGGGUAAUUGUGAGGGUGAAGCUAUGCCUAAGUGACGAUGGUAGUAGGGUCAGUGAUAUCUCACUCUACCCUCAGUCAUUCCAGUCAUUCAACCCAUGACACCUCGGCCUGUCAUGUGACCUGCCAGCGGCCUUCCACUUCACGUGGCUUCAGAGUGCACCGAGCAUUGCACAGCGCCGGGGCGACGUCACCGCCACUUAUUUAUGAACAGCGAUUGCUGUUGGGGUGAGGGUAGAUGUGUGUCUAUAUGCAUGUUCAAGCAAGUUUUGCUGCUCACAUGAACGUUCAGGCGGUUACUCAUUUCCCUUUUAAAGUCGUGACCCAGUGGUGUAAAUUCCGCAUUCACAUGGCGGCGGCGGCGGCGAGAAUCUUCAUAGGACAACCGCUGUUCACUUCCCCCACAAGGUGGUAAUAAUUGUACUGACCCCGUAGGUGUGAUGGGCUCAGUCACUUUCCAACCAGAAAUUGAUAGCGAGCCGCUAGCUCAACCGCUGGACCACCUGGCCGGUUAUGUAUUGAGAACAAAACAAGAUCGGUAAUAUUAUUGAACGUCAAUGCCCUCGAGGGUUAUGAUGGUAACAAACGGGAGUGAUCAGAAGGUAUGGAUGGGCCAGAUCACCUUAACGAUAACAGUAUCAUGCUCAGAUUUAUGUGCAGCCGCAUGGGUUUGUAAUUUUCAACAACAUACCACAAAACACCUGCUCCAGUACCUUGUAUCACAUUCACUAGCCACCCCUGUCCAUGAAGAAUGAGUAGGGUUGUUAAAUGGUAACCAGUAAACCGGUAACAGUUUUCAAAUUUGGUUACUGGUUCUGAACAUCUGGAACCGGUAACCGAUUCCUGUAGAAUAUGCACGGAUUGGCACACGCAAAUAUAUAAACUUAAAGGCGCAUUUUUAAGUCACCGCGUGGGACAUUUGUCCUCGUUUCUCAGUUAAAUUGUAAGAGUGAAGCCCAACUCCUUGUAUGAGAUGAGUGUACCCACACUUUACCCCACUACACAUGCGACCUGCUGAUCGACUUUGGUGUAGCCAUUUAUACUGCUGGGUGGACAGAUAAGAAUUAAGAAACCCGCCUCCAUUUCAAUUGCAAGCCCAAUGUGCAAACCAUUACAGCACGAUGGCAGCUCCCUUAAUUUAUCAGUUUAAAAGGUAAUAAUGUAUUGCUAGACAUUUCUGUUUCAUGCGAAGGUUGAAGAAUGCUCAUCGCUGGACAGUGCUAUUGGCCAGUGCCAGUUUGGCAGCAGGGGUCUCGUGACAAGCAUGGAACAUUCACGGAGUGUGACGAUUUCCACCAAAAAUUGGACAUCAAGAGCACCUAGUGAUAGAAAAUUAUUGGUGAAAUUUCACAUGGGCUGGUUUAUUACAAUUUCUAAAUAAUGAGGUGAUGGAAACACAGACUCAGCUCACAAUGGGCACAAAUGAUAAAUUUUGCUCCAUCACAUCCACAGUCCACCACUUCCAGUUUUAGUUUAAGAUGUCCAUUUUUAAUCAGGAAUGGAUGGUGUCAGAUAUGACUCGGGCCUGUGAUUGACGUAACCCCCUUUGAACCCCACAAACGUGAUGAAAUUCUUGACCCGAGGAGUUGCGAACUGGUUGUGUGUGAGGGACUGAAGCGGUAGGGGUGACCGCGGCCAAAUUCCCGCUCACGGCCAAAUUCCCACUCACGGCCAAAUUCCCGCUCACGGCCAAAUUUCCGCUCACGGCCAAUACCAGUGACGAUUUUCUGAACUGGUCCUGGGCCACCCCUCGGUCGACAAAGCCUCAAAUGAGUACCUGAUGCCAUGCGUAAACAUUGCCACUCGGGAGACAAAGGCGGCCGGGCGUGGUGCUGGCCACCCAACCCCUCGUGUGCCGUGCUGGCCUUCAUAGGUGUUCGCAAACAGCACUUGCUCCUACAGUCUGUUAAGGCUAUACAGGGGAUGUUUGUAUUUGGAGCAUCAAAAUAUAUUAUCCCCGUUUGAAGAGAUUGACAUCCAAAUGAUCCAAAUGAACAUGAACUGAUAAUUGCAGAACAAAUGUUUUCAACAUGUGGAAGAAGUAAACAUCCAAUGCCUUACCUGAUCAUGUUUCGUUGCCAAGUCGACCCCGGCUUCUGAUGUGGUAAUCCAUUUGGGGAAAUGUGUCCUCCAAAACCUUAAUCACGUUGAGAGAGAGGGUUGAUUGUCAAGGUAAAUAGAGAAUUAACAGUUCCAGCUAAACAACACGUGGUGCGAAGGAUGUCGAUUGAGGGUAAUUCCUCUUUUAGACCUGAAAGAGGGAACAAGGGCAGCAUGAAAUGUCACAUUCUGGUCUAUCAGCGUGCACUGAUGAUUGAAUCAAUGUUCCUUGUCAGUCACAAUUAUUUUGUCAGCUCUGUAACACUCCGUGGAACUUGCUUGGCUGUUAAUCGAUAAUUAGAUGUUCUCUCUACCUUUUGAUUAAAAAAUUAUUUUUGGGUGAAGGUAUUUAAUUUUGUAUGUUCUGGCCAAAUGUUGAAACUGUCCACGAUCCGACCUAGCCAAACAAGUACAAUUUAAUAUGUAUUAUUUCAUGAUUUAUGUGGGCUACUGAUUAACAUUAUAUACAUUUUCAUUAUGAGUUAAUUCGUAUACGAGCUUGUCUGCCUCAAGAAAGUGCAUGUUGUUUAACACGGUCAGUUUUUCCCUAUUCUUUAUCUGCUCUUUUUUACGUUUGAAUAAUUUGUGUUUUUAGCAUCAUUCAUGUAACUAGUAUCUAAAAAUGUAUAAUUUGCAACUCGCACUGUUUAGGCAUCCACCUAUUAGCAUGUUGACUACAUACGGUGCAAAAUAAAUGCAAUAUACAUAUAGAAGUGGGGAACCAUAGACAAGCGGAAGGGCAGGGCAACAGACACCAACAAUUGCCCGAUCUCUGUGGCCUUAUUUUGGGUUGUUUUUCACUCCACUUGUCUGGGUGUAGGACAAUCACGGACGCUGACACAGCAGCAGCAGCCAUGAGCUUUUGCCAGGACAACCCCCCGCUGACAGCAGGCGUGUGGGGGUUGGAGAUCCCAGAGCGUUCGCUCCCCCAGCUCUUCCCAGGACACUUCCACCUCCCACUGCCCCAGCAGCAGCAGGUGAACACGCAGCAGCAGCAACCACAACAACAACAGCAGCAGCAACAGCAGCAGCAGCUAUCGGCAGAGCAGCCGGUGGCUGUGAUUUCUCCACACACGGUGUCUGGUCAGCGUGCCGUCACUGGGAAGGUCACCACGCUGCAGCUGCAGUGGACUACACUGCCGCACAUACAGCAGCAGCAGCAACAGCAGCAGCCGCCAGCACAGCAGCAGCAGACAGCACAACCAACACAGCAGGUGGUGCCUUCCCAGCAUGGGGUGGCGGCGUCUAUCAUCGUGGCAGGGGCGCCAGGAGCGACCGGGGUUCCUGUGGUGGGCGAGGCCGGCGCUCUGAGUGUCUGCUGUCAGUUACAGCAGCAGCCCCACCAGGAGGGACAGCAGGCGCAGGUGGUGCCUCAGAUCGAAUGUGGGAAUCUCACCCCACAACAGCCUCAGCAGCCGCAGCAACAGCAGCAGCAACUGAGAGCUGACCAGACGUUCAAGUGUGAGGGCUGCUGGAAGGAGUUGGUCUUCUCAUCGUACUUGUUACAGCAGCACCACCAUCACCACAAUCACCACCAGCAGCCGCAGCAGCAGCAACAGCCACAGAAGCAGCCACAGCAUGAGGACGCGCAGCAGCAGAGCACCGGCUCUGAAAGUAAAAGCGUGCGCCGCGCCCACGGAAGCAAACGCAAGAGGGCGACCACCACCAAGGAGGAGGAGGGGGGUGGCCGCGAUGAUGAUGGCUGCGUAGGCACCAACGGCACCAUCAUCGUCACUGGGCUCAGCAUGAACCCCGGCUCCGUCAACGGUACCAUCGUGGGCACGACGGGCAGCGCCACAAUGGGAGAAGACGUCCUGGAGAGCGUCGUGCGCGAGACCAUCGACUGCGCCGGGCUGGCGGCGUCGCAGGCCAUGGAGGGCAUCUCGGACGGCGGCGUCGGCGAGGACGCGACGGUGGCCGUCGGCGCCGGCGACGACCCCCUGCAGCUGCCGCUGGCGUGCGAGCGCUGCGGGAAGCGCUUCGCUCAGGCCCCGCGGCUCGCGCGGCACCGGCGCACGCACGACGCGCCGAGGCCCCACGGCUGCCCGCAGUGCGGCGCGCGCUUCAAGCAGCGGCAGCACCUGGCGGCCCACGCGCGGCUGCACACGGGCGAGCGCCCGUACGCGUGCGGGGACUGCGGGAGGCGGUUUGCGCGCGGCGCCAACGCGGCGCGGCACCGGCGCGUGCACACGGGCGAGCGGCCGUACGCGUGCACGGCCUGCGGCCGCCGCUUCCGGCAGAAGCCCCACCUGGCGGCGCACACGCGGCUGCACACGGGGGAGCGGCCGUACGCGUGCGCCGCCUGCGGCCGCCGCUUUGCGAAACCCUACAGCCUCACGCGGCAUCUGCGCUCGGCUGCGCAUGCGCGUAGGACGCAGCAGCAACAGCAGCAGCAACAGCAGCAGCAACAGCAGGAGCAACAGCAGGAGCAACAGCAGCAACAGCAGCAACAAACGCCAGCGCAAUAACCUGCCCCAGAGUGGACUGAGGACAGUUUGCGAGUGUUAAUGUUUAUGUGUAUAUGUAUAACAGCAGUGUGCUCAUGACCAACUCCGGUUUGGCAGCAGAGGUCUCACUUCCAAUCAUUCGAGCAGCAUUAUCUUUUCAUCGGCUGCAUAAGUACCACUCUGUGAAAGCUGCCUGGCCGCUUGCUCAAUAUGCCGUACUUUCUCUAUGCUUUCGAAAUGUUAGUCCCCUUUAAAGGAACACCUGCGCUGACUUGAACUAUCCAGGCUUGCCUGCCUACAAUCCAUCCUGGUUUUAACCAGGUUUUAACCAGGAUGGAUUGUAUGAGGAGCUCAUUCAUCAUUGAAAGAUCUGGACAUGGUCCCAUAACUGAUAUUUUUGAUAAGUGAGGCUGCGUUAGCUGGGUAUUGUAGCUCACAUGCCCAGCCACUGCAUGCCUAAGUAGCUUCUGUUUGGUUGGAUAAAGGAAGCUAAACGGGCACAGCACGAGCUAGAUAAGAGAUGGGCUGUGUGGUAUGGGAGGAUUUCGGGCUGAUUAUUAUACUUGCCGAUGACUGGUACCAGCAGAGUCAAGAUUGGCCUCUGGGUAUUUGGAAGUCGUCGCUCUCCCAACAACAAUAUGGUGGAAGAGUAACGCUCAAUAAUGAGCGGAGCGCAGGGCAGCUAAAAUACAGCAAAUUGGCACACUUGGCAGCACAAGUGGUACAUUUGUGUCAUCUCAGUGAGUUAACCCAUAACACCAGGGUCUGUCCUGUGACCUGUCGGUGAGCCUUCCACACUUCACGUGGCCUCAAUGUGCAUCUAGCCUGGCACAAGCACUGUGAUCACAUCACCGCCACAUGGUGGCAAAUGGUGGCUGUUGUGUGUGUGUGUAAAAAAAAAAGACGCCCCACAUAGCUUUUACCAGAUUGUUGGGAUAAACGCUAUCGGGAGUACCUAUGAAAACCAGCACAACGCACGAGGGAGUGGUGUGUCAGUGUUGAAUAUCUGAAACCAGGUCUAGGCCUCCCCUAGAUUGACCCUGUCUUAAAUGAGUACCUGGUGCUGUGUGUAAUUCUUAACACCGAGGAGACAAAGGCGAGUGGUCAUAAUAGUGACCACACCAACCCCUCGUGUGUGCUGCUCUGGCCUUAAUAAGUGGUCACUGAAAGUAUGUACCCUAACAGUAUAUAAAGGCUACAUGGGUUAUCUCAUUGUUUAUAUCUAUGAACGAUUGUCUUAAAGCCUCAACACACUACGCUGCAACUGCCUCUGCAAGAUAAUUUACUGGACGCUGCUUAUGUUUUCUGCUUUUGUGGCUACGUGUUUGCCUAUUUCAAGUACUUUUUUUAAUCUCUGCAAUUACUUAAUUCAAGACAUUGGUCAAAAUAUUUAUAGGGACGAGUUGCUUAGCACAACCCAACGUCAAGUUUGAUGAGUUUCCAGUUCAUUUGUUUAACCAGGUGAGAACUCAAGAGACCAGAAAUGAUCUUGGUCACCAAAGUGACAAGCCAUAACAUACAAAAAUAACUACAACAAUGAAGCAGAUAUAAAUCGGAGCAAAAACAUCCCCAUUAUAGAAUACAUUGAAAACAGUGCAGACACAUGAAAUACAUUUUUAGGAACAAAUGUUGGUUUGGACAAAUUUUUAAAACCUUUCAAUCAAAUUGAGUUUGAGCAACAUCAACAGAUUUUGGGUCAUUAUUGGACGAUUAUGUAAACAUAAGGAUUUUAUUAAAUGUAACAAAUGUAAGCAAGUAGAGAAACUGCUUGAGUCAUGUUUAUCCAUAGGACUGCCACUGUUGAUUCCCUACCAAGCGGUACCUAUUUUGCCAACCCCAGAGGGAUGAUGGCCCAAGACAACUCCCCAACCAGCUUUUGGUCACACACUCAACCUGGUUUGUGCUUGUGGCAUCUUGGUUACCAACGAUUGGAGAAUCCUGUGGGUGUUAAUAGUAUCGCACUAUGCUGGAUUAGAUCCUGUUUAUCGAAAGUAAUUUCUUAGCCUUGGUGGCUCUAAGCCCGUAUCCCCCAUGUCUGUCCUGGGUCCACUUCUUUUCUGUAUCGACACAACUUCAUUAGGUACCACCAUUAAUUAGGUCUAAAUUUCCACUCAUGAUGACACUCAAAUUUACAUACACUGCAAAGUGAGUCUAAGUGAUGCCUUCUCUGUUCCCUCGUAAUCACUUUAACUCAUCGGAGCUUGAAUGCAGCACAAUUUCCUCCAGUUGAAUGGGGAGAAUCCGAAUAUUUAUUUAUAUUGGAAGAUUCCGAUGAGCUAUGAAGCUUUUUUUUUACAGAUGUCUAGUAUGGGCGGAUACGAUAGAACAUUGCCCGGUUACAUCCCAUCCUCUCAGCCACUGAUGCGGAUAAAUUAGUUCAUGCUUUUAUUUUCUCAAGCAUCAACUACUGCAAUGCCUUACUAUCUUAAUAGUACCUUCAGUAAGAUACUUUGUUGAAUCCAGUCCAUUCAGAAUGCAACUGCUAGGGUCUUGACCCAAGCUCCUCAUUCAGAACAUACCACCCUUGUUCUUGCAUCUCUUUGCUGGUUGCCAGUUAAAUUCCACGUUGAUUUCUAGCUCCUCCUCACAUUCAAGGCCCUGAAUGAUCUCGUACCUCCGUAAAAUCGGAAGUUGCUGCGCCCAUCCCCCCAUAGAUUCCAACAAGAACUCUUGAGGUCGGUGGACUCAGAUCUCUUCCGCAACCCCAGAAUGAAGCUCCAGUCCAUCAUGGGUGAUUGAGGCCUUCGCUUCUGUGGCACCUGGAUUGUGGAAUGCUCUGCCGAAGGCUGUCAGAGUUUGGUUGGGUUGGGGUCUUAAAGUCUCUAAAAACAUUUCUAUUUCAGGAAGGUGUUUUCUAUUUUAACUUAGCCAUUCUUACCCAUGCCUCCCUGCCCCCCCCCCCCCCAUCGUCAUUGAUGUGCAGCGCCUUGAGAUUUUAUGAAAGGCACUUUAUUAGCUAUAAUUAUUAUUUGAAUUCGCAACUGUAUGAUAGCGAGCCGUUCACUCUACCGCUGAGCCACCUGGUCACAUUUCCAAUUUAACAAAGUAAUAUGAAUCCUACAGCUGUAAUGUAAAAGUUUUUUAAAUAAUGUGUUUAUUUUUCUACUUACAAAACUAUAAAUUGCUAAUAAGGCUGCCUCCUUUUACUGGGCAGGGAGUUUGCAAGUGCAACGUAGGUUUCUAUUGCUUUCAUUGCGAGCCACAGAGCCAACAUUUAAAAACAAAUUGCUUGUAGAGACAAGUGUAACGUGAUGGAUGAGGAACUGCAUAAAUGUCAGCUAUUUAACAUAAUGCAGUAUUUCAUGUUUUCCUUAGGACAAGUCACACCAAGGUCUUGAGAAUUCGGAUGAUCCCAGAUUGAAUGUUAAAAUUCGUUUUGGUAUAUUUUUUGUGCUGGAGAAAACGAGUGUCGCAGAAAAAACCGACGUGAACUAGAGCACGACUGGCGAGAGUUGUUAACUGGUAACCGUUUUAAUAUUCGGUGACUGGUUCCGUGAGUCUGGAACCGGUCACCAUUUCCAGUGGAAUGUCAGUAAUGAAUGCACCGAUUGGCACAAGCGCAUGUAUAAACCGCACGGCGGCCGAAGUCCACUGCAUGGUACAUUCGCCCUCGUUUCUCAGUUGAGAGGUCAUAGCUUCGAAAGUGCUCAAGCCACUGCCGGCAGAGGGGUCUUCACUCGAGGAAGCUCUCGGGGGGGGGGGGGGGGGGGGGGGUGAA
Lethenteron reissneri (Far Eastern brook lamprey) is the source of this 8393-nucleotide messenger RNA. Its product is annotated as zinc finger protein 696-like. Lineage: Eukaryota; Metazoa; Chordata; Hyperoartia; Petromyzontiformes; Petromyzontidae. Gene Ontology annotation, molecular function: RNA polymerase II cis-regulatory region sequence-specific DNA binding; DNA-binding transcription factor activity. Gene Ontology annotation, cellular component: nucleus. Gene Ontology annotation, biological process: regulation of transcription by RNA polymerase II. The record is from RefSeq and is a predicted model, not a curated record.